Xenia sp. Carnegie-2017 is the source of this 1230-nucleotide messenger RNA. Its product is annotated as probable G-protein coupled receptor 45. Bases 248 to 1219 code for a protein of 323 amino acids. The transcript has a single exon. The record is from RefSeq and is a predicted model, not a curated record. Gene Ontology annotation, molecular function: G protein-coupled receptor activity. NCBI's taxonomy places the organism in Eukaryota, Metazoa, Cnidaria, Anthozoa, Malacalcyonacea, Xeniidae. Gene Ontology annotation, cellular component: membrane. Gene Ontology annotation, biological process: G protein-coupled receptor signaling pathway.
UUAACCAAGUUCUACCAGUUGAGAUAUUCAUUUAAAAUAUUCAUCUAAAUAAUGUAAAGCAUCAUAAGGCUGUUGGUUUCCUUGUAAAUUUUCAGUCCUAAGUACACUUCGGCUGGUAGGGGUUGUGUAUCUUAACUUUCAGGUUAAUGUCUAUGUGUUUGGAUUAAUGAUAGUUUAGAUAGUUUGAAAGCAUAUAUUUUCGUCUUUCUUUGCUCAAAUUGUUUUGGACAUCAAUAAUUAAACUAAUAUGGAUUCCAAUUUUCCGACAUUACGAUUCAUGUCUUUCUCAGAAGAGAACAUAACCAGCUGGAUGAAUAACUGGCCAAUAAAACAUCGUCUAUCUGUUGCUAUCAUUAGCUUUUUUGGUAUCUUCUUUAACUUUCUGACAUUAAUUACUUUCUUCUGUCAAUGUAAGAAGAUCUUUAGGAAGGUUCAUUCGGUCUUUGCCAUAAACUUAUUUAUAUCUGAAAUCAUUAUUAACAUUUCAUCUUUCGUAUGGGUUUUUCUGCCAUAUCAUAAACGUCCAGAGCAUGUACAUCUUACUGUCCAAAGUUUCAUAUGGUUGGGUGUGUCUUUGGCAACAGUAGCUCUUCUAAUGAUGGUUGUUGAGCGAGUUUGUUUCGUUGUCUUUGCAAAGAGGAUGUUAGAACAAGGACAUAAUGCGCUUUUAUAUUGUUGCUUUGCUUGGUUUUUUUUCCUAGUUUAUGGCAUGCUUAUGGUAGACGAAGUUUUAGUGAGAUAUUUUACCAUCGUUAUCAUUUUUUACCUGUGUUCGUUCGUCCUAGUCAUUUGCUCUAUGUCAGUACAUAGAGUAACGAAGCAGCUGGAGAUCAAUGAGCAGCGUGUCACAGAGUUGAAUGGUGAAGGUAUUCAUGAUCUUACGGAAGUCGAGCAGUUGGAUCAGGCAUAUAGGUCUCACAGACGUGCCGUAAGACGGGAAUCUCGUCGAACGAAUACUGUAUUGAUCCUGGUGGUUAUCUUCCUUUUAACUGCGUUUCCCUACAUGAUUUUGAUGUUGGUUGUCGUACUGCUUGAGUUUGCCUGUGAAGGCUGUGGUUUUAACAAAAGUACAAACAAAGUUGCUAAAAUAUUAUUUCCUAUUGAAAUGCUGAACUUUGCCGUCACUCCACUUGUCUAUUUCUGGCAAAUGCCCAAGUUUCGUCAAAAGUGUGUGAGAAAUUUUGUUUCCUUCUUUAAUUUUGGAGAACAUUGGCAUUAACUUUUACUGAA